Molecule: messenger RNA, 436 nt
Organism: Cynara cardunculus var. scolymus (artichoke)
Lineage: Eukaryota; Viridiplantae; Streptophyta; Magnoliopsida; Asterales; Asteraceae
Exons: 2
Coding region: 85-276 (63 amino acids)
Source: RefSeq, a predicted model, not a curated record
UUGGCUAUUGAAAUUUGGGGAUAAAUCGAUCUGAUCGAAGACGAAGAAACGUCAAGAAGAUCAAGACUCAAGAGUGACGCAGAGAUGGUGAACAUGACGACGUUUUUCGGGAUGUCUCUUGGUGCUUUCGUAUUCUGGCAAUCAAUGGAUAAAGUUCAUGUCUGGAUUGCUCUUCACCAGGACGAGAAGCAAGAAAGAAUGGAGAAGGAAGCAGAGAUCAGGAGAGUGAGGGAACAACUUAUACAAGAAAACAAAGAAAGAGACCCUCUUGCUUGAAUUUUCCCAAUUCUUCGUUCGAUUUCCCAUCGUCUGCAAUACUUUUUAUGCUUUUCCCUCAAAUGGCUGUUUGAUUUGCCGGAGUUUUGAUAAUGAACAUACUUAAUGUAUUAAGCAGAUACCGAUGAUUAUUGCUGAAUAAGUUUGUCUUCUUAAGUAA